AUGGUGUUGAGUGCGCAGGCAAGUCUGCCGCUACAUCCGCUUACAAUAAUAUUUAGAACUAAGGUCUGGCUAAGUCUUGCCCACAGGGUAGUAUUCUCCCAGCCCAGUGCAUCUAGCCUAGAGUCUCGUCUUGCCCUUCUCCAUGGCGAUCCGGUACGCAACCAGCCGAUCUGGAUGCCCAUGCUGGAUGUUCAAUCCCCGCCAGGAUCGAGAGACCUGCCGAAUUGCAUCCUCAUACGUGGAGGUGUUCGUAUCGCAGGAAGAGAUAUAUCUUAA
Molecule: messenger RNA, 276 nt
Organism: Cinara cedri
Lineage: Eukaryota; Metazoa; Arthropoda; Insecta; Hemiptera; Aphididae
Source: the annotation of a GenBank genome assembly